GAAAGAAAUGUCUAUGCAUGUUAUUAUUAGUUACAGGAAAAGGAGCUACUUAUCCUGAAAGGAAGCAGGUUCAUGGAGAGCAGCCAUUAUCUGAGAAUGUAACACUCAACAUUGUUCCAUGGCUUCACAUUGCUUCCUUCGUUAUUCUUCAUCCUCAUUUCUCCUAAACCCCAAAUUCAGAAGCCCUCCAAAAUCCCCUUAUUACCCUUCCGUCUUCUCGCGAAUUCCGACCCCAAAAUCCGACAAUGACGACAACAAAGACGACAACCACAAAACCCCAAGCCACAACCGCUUCGACUUCCUCAAACUCUCCGUAACCCUUACCGUCAUCUCUGCCUCCCUCCCCCAACACGCCGCCGCCGCUGCCGCCGUCACCAAGGGCAAGAAACGCUCUUCCAAAAAGCAGUCCGCCAAAAAAUCCGAAGCUCUCUCGCCGGAGGAGCUUAAAACAUGGUCUCGAGGGCUUCCCGUGGUCUCCGAUCGCCUUCCCUACAGCGAAAUCGUCGAGCUCAAGAAGGAUGGGAAGCUGAAGCACAUAAUCAAACUUAUUUCUGCGAAAUUGAGGCAGCGCAGCGAAGCGGUUCUGGUUGUUUUGGAUGAUUCAAGAGUGUUGAGGACAGUGUUGCCUUCGGUUGAGAGUCACAGGGAGUUUUGGGACUCAUGGGAUGCGUUGAAGAUUGAUUCAGUGUGUGUGAACGCAUACACACCGCCCAUUAAGAGGCCGGAGUGGCCUUCUCCUCUGUUGUCAAACAUUUACUUGCCCCCUUUUUUGCAGAAAUUCCUUUUUGGCAGUCCUGAAGAUAUCGAAACAAAGCCCAAAAAGGAGUCGAAGAAGGCUGCGGAGUAUAGAAAAAUGAGGAUGGACUUGAAGAGGGAGAAGGAAGAGGACCUGAGGAGGUUGAGGCAAGAGAGGGAGACCACGGAGAGGAAUAUUAAGGCUCAGAAGAAGGAGGAGGAGAGGAGAAGGAGGAGGGAGAUGAAAAAGAGGAGGUACCGGGAAUCGAUGCGCCAGGCGAGUGAUCGGAACGAGAGAAUGGCCUAUUUUUGGUCCGAUUUGGCUAACAAUAGCAAUGUGGCUAAUGCACUUGGGGUGCUGUUCUUCUACAUUUUUUACCGGACUGUGGUGCUUAGUUAUAGGAAGCAUAAGAAAGACUAUGAGGACAGGCUCAAGAUCGAGCAGGCUGAGGCCGAGGAGAGGAAGAAGAUGAGGGAGUUGGAGAGGGAGAUGGAGGGGAUUGAGGAUGAUGAUGAGGAGAUUGAGCAGGGGAAAGGGGAGGAGAAUAAUUAUUUGAAAGUGGCAAAGCAGUUUAUGAGAUCAGGAGCGCGUGUGAGGCGAGCACAGAACAGAAGGCUUCCUCAGUAUCUAGAGAGAGGCGUGGAUGUCAAAUUUAGUGAUGUUGCAGGUUUGGGUAAAAUUCGGCUUGAACUUGAGGAGAUUGUCAAGUUCUUUACUCAUGGAGAGAUGUACCGAAGGAGGGGAGUGAAAAUACCAGGUGGCAUACUUCUCUGUGGACCCCCUGGAGUGGGAAAGACAUUGCUGGCCAAGGCAGUGGCUGGUGAGGCAGGGGUUAAUUUCUUCUCUAUUUCUGCUUCACAGUUCGUGGAAAUAUAUGUUGGUGUUGGGGCUUCUCGUGUCCGUGCACUUUACCAGGAAGCCAGAGAAAAUGCCCCAUCUGUUGUCUUCAUUGAUGAGCUGGAUGCAGUUGGAAGGGAGCGUGGCUUGAUUAAAGGUUCCGGUGGACAGGAACGUGAUGCUACUCUUAAUCAGCUCCUGGUGUGCUUAGAUGGGUUUGAAGGAAGGGGAGAGGUGAUAACCAUUGCAUCGACAAACCGACCAGACAUUCUGGAUCCUGCACUUGUGAGGCCGGGCAGGUUUGAUAGGAAAAUAUAUAUCCCCAAGCCUGGAUUAAUUGGACGCAUAGAAAUUCUACAGGUCCAUGCUCGUAAAAAGCCAAUGGCUGAAGAUGUGGAUUACAUGGCUGUUGCUAGUAUGACUGAUGGAAUGGUUGGUGCAGAGUUAGCCAACAUAAUUGAGGUUGCUGCCAUCAAUAUGAUGCGUGACUCGAGAACUGAGAUUACUACUGAUGACUUAUUGCAAGCUGCAAACAUGGGAAGAGGAAUGCUAGAUAAAAGGAAGAAGCACCGAGACUGGAAACAAGUAGCUAUAAACGAAGCUGCAAUGGCUGUCGUGGCUGUGACUUUCCUGAAUCUUAAAAAUAUAGAGUUUGUCACAAUUGCUCCUAGAGCUGGUAGGGAAUUGGGCUAUGUUCGGGUGAAGAUGGAUUCAGUCAAAUUUAAUAAUGGAAUGCUCACUCGGCAAUCCCUCCUUGAUCAUAUUACAGUUCAACUGGCUCCACGUGCAGCUGAUGAACUUUGGUUUGGGAGCAGUCAGUUGAGUUACGAUUGGGCUGAAACUGCAGACAAUGCUAGGUCUGCAGCAAACGUUGUUCUUGGUGGGCUUUCCGAGAAGUAUCAUGGAAUGUCCAACUUCUGGGUGUCUGACCGAAUUAAUGUAUGGAUUAUAUAUGAUUCGGACGAAUGCGAAUUCUGACUCCUAUGUUAUGAACGAGCAAAAGAGAUCCUUGAGAAAAAUAGAAGGCUGAUGGAUGCUAUAGUGAAUGAACUGGUUGAGAAGAAAAGCUUAACCAAACAAGAGUUCUUCCGUCUAGUAGAUUUGCACGGCUCCCUUGCAAUGCCUCCCACAUACUUUGACAUACGAUUGCCCAAGUGUAAGAAUUCCAAAAAUUGAUGGAUAGUGGAAAGGAAGCAAGUUUGAGUAGCCACGCAUAAGAAAUUGCAGAUUUUGGGAAUAUUUUCUACUGUAUGAACAUUUACUAUACCUUCUUUUUGUAUUAUAUUACAUUCUUUACCACAAGUCCUUACAGAGUAUGGACAUAAUUUUGUUGGAUCUUUAGAGAGUUAGCCUUUGCCAGAACGUAAUUCUAUUUUCUUUUUUGGUUUACUUGGAUUUUGUUAUAUUGAUGGUUCUUUUUAUUGAGUUUUCUGUGUUA
Messenger RNA from Vigna umbellata (rice bean), 3011 nucleotides. NCBI's taxonomy places the organism in Eukaryota, Viridiplantae, Streptophyta, Magnoliopsida, Fabales, Fabaceae. The record is from RefSeq and is a predicted model, not a curated record.